AUGGUACUUGUAGACACAAAAAUGAGAUUGGAAUUCAUGAUGUUGUCAGAUGAUGUAGCCGACCUUUAUGAAUAUUAUGCACACGGAAUGUUAGUCACUGUUGCAUUCCCAAAGUUCAAGACUACAAGCGUAUCUUGUAUAGGGGAAAUUUGGAAGAGUGAGAAUGGUGAAGAAUGUAUUUGCGCUCGUUUUUAUACUAGAAGAGGAGGCUUUUGUACCCUUUAUGUAAAGAAGGGUAACAGUACAGAGACAAAAGACUUUGAAUAUAGUAAUAAUAAGUGGAAUAGUGUCACUAACCGUAACACACUUAUAACCACCUGUAACUCAUCUGGAGCUCCUGAAGAUGCAAAAACAAAAGUUACUACAAAUAUUAUGGACGUUACCAAGGAGGAUAAUGAAGUCUAUAACACUAGUACUUCCACAGUCUCUGGAAUAAAUGUCAAGAGACACACUCCACUCCCAAAUAAAUGGAUUAACGAGGUUAAAGAGGGAGAAGCAUCAAUGUGGAAGACUCCUGAUGCUCAAAGAGAGAGAUGUGUAUCCUGUGAGCUUAAAUCAAGGGGAAACACCUCCGUAGCAAUCCUAACACUAGCUACCACUUUUGACCUAUGCUUUCUCUAUUUUGAAAAGAAUGCUAGUGGAAAGUGGACUCUCAUCAAGAAGAAAGAGUUUGACAAGAAGCUUGAUGAUAUGAAAAAGAUGGAGACUAAUCAGCCUUCUCAACCAGCUUCUAAACAGGUUAGUCAACAGCCAGAAAAACCAACAGUUGUUCAGAAGAACGAGAAACCCGCCAAAUAG
Theileria equi strain WA is the source of this 798-nucleotide messenger RNA. RefSeq lists its product as hypothetical. The coding region runs from base 1 to 798 and encodes 265 amino acids. The record is from RefSeq and is a predicted model, not a curated record. Lineage: Eukaryota; Apicomplexa; Aconoidasida; Piroplasmida; Theileriidae. The transcript has a single exon.